GGGACCUAAGCCAAAUUCAGACCCUUAACCACCUGAGCCACCCAGGCACCCCAGUCUGUUUGUCUCUCUUGAGGCCAGUAUCACUCUGCCUUGCUCAGCUCUAGCUUUGUAGCAAGUCUUGAAGUCAGUAGUUUAAGUCCUACAACUUUCUUCUUUUUAAAAGGUGGCUUAACUAUUUUAGGUCUUUUGCAUUUCCAUAUGAAUUUUGGAGUAAGUUUAUCAACUUCUUUAAAAUAUUUCCUGAUAUUUUUAUUGGGAUUAUGUACAGGUGAAUUUGGGGAAAAUGACACCAAAAUGCCAUUGGGUCUUCUGAUACAUGAACACAGUAUAUCACUCCAUUUCUUUAGGUUUUAUUUUUUUUUUUAGCAGUGUUUGAUGGUCUUCCACAUAUCUUGUCACACUUGUCCAUAAAUACUUUGGUUUUUUAUGAUAGUCUAAACGUAUUGCUGAUACAUAUAAAAAACAUGAUUGAUUUUUUUUUUUGUAUAUCGGUCUUGUAUUCUGCAAUCUUACUAAACCCAGUCAUUUUAAAUAGCUUUUAAAAAAUGAUUCUUCAUAAAUGAUGUCAUCUGUAAAUACAGUUUUACUUCUUUGUUUCUCAUCUGGAUGCCUUUGAUUUUUUUUGUUUUUUCUUGUUAGAACUACACACAGAGUGGUAAAUAUAAAUGGUGAUUAUGGACAUUCUUGCCUUCCUGAUCUCAGGGGGAAAGCAUUCAGUUUUUCACCAUUAAGUCUGGUGAUAACAAGAUUUUUCACUAUGUCCUUAUACAGGCUCAGAAAGUUCCCUUCUAUUCCUAGUUUGCUGAGAAAUUUUAUCUGGAAUGCAUAUUAGAUUUUGUCAAAAUUUUUGAAAUAUAUUGAGAUGAUAAUGACUUUUCAUUUUAAGUUUGCUAAUGUGGCGAAUCACACUCACGGAUUUUUAAAAACCAGUCUUGCAUUUCUGGGAGGAUAAACCCCACUUAAGUCAUUGGUGUGGACUGAAUUUUGUAUAUCCAAAUUUACAUUUCGAAGCCCUAACACCCAGUGUGACUCUGUCUGGAGGUAGGGUCUUAGGUGGUAACCAAGUUUAAAUGAAGUCCUAAGACUAGGGCCCUAACGUGAUAGGACUGUGAUAUCUUAUAAUAACAGGAGGAGAGAUCUCUUUCUCUUUCUCUGCCGUGUGAGAACACAGUGAGAAGGUGGUUGUCUACAAGCCAGAAGAGAGCUCUCACCAGAACUUGACCAUGCUGGUACCCUCGUCUUGGACUUCCAGCCUCAAGAACUUACCAAAAGAAUUGGUGGAGCUCCAUUUGAAGUUGAUGAGGAAGAUUGGCAAAUCUGUUACGGCAGACAGAUGGGAAAAAUAUUUGAUCAAGAUAUGUCAAGAGUUUAAUAGCACCUGGGCAUGGGAGAUGGAGAAGAAGGGCUAUCUUGAAAUGAGUGUUGAAUGCAAACUAGCGCUCUUAAAGUACCUCUGCGAGUGUCAAUUUGAUGACAAUCUCAAAUUCAAAAACAUUAUCAAUGAGGAAGAUGCUGAUACCAUGCGUCUCCAGCCAAUUGGCCGAGACAAAGAUGGCCUUAUGUACUGGUACCAGUUGGAUCAAGAUCACAAUGUCAGAAUGUACAUAGAAGAACAAGACGAUCAAGAUGGCUCUUCAUGGAAAUGCAUUGUCAGAAAUCGAAACGAGUUGGCUGAGACUCUUGCCCUCCUGAAAGCACAGAUUGAUCCUGUGCUACUGAAAAACUCUAGCCAACAGGACAACUCUUCCCGGGAAAGUCCCAGCUUAGAGGAUGAGGAGACUAAAAAGGAGGAAGAAGCACCUAAACAAGAGGACCAGAAGGAAAAUGAAAAGAUGAAAAGUGAAGAGCAGCCAAUAAAUUCAGAAACCUGCUCUACACCCAGUGCUCUGGAAGAGGCUACUGUGAAAGUAGAAAAGGAGGAUGAAAAGGAACUUGUGAAACUGCCCGUCAUAGUCAAGCUAGAAAAACCUUUGCCAGAAAGUGAGGAUAAAAGGAUUAUUAAAGAAGAAAGCGAUUCCUUCAAGGAAAAUGUCAAACCCACUAAAGUUGAAGUUAAGGAAUUUAGAGCAGAUCCGAAAGAUAUCAAAAGUAGCACGGAGAAGCUAGAGCCAGAGAGGCUAGAGUUCGGUGGCAGUGUCAGGUCUUCUCAAGAGAUCACUGAGAAGUCGACUGAAGAAACCGAGAAACUUAAAAAUGACCAGCAGGCCAAGAUACCACUAAAAAAACGAGAAAUUAAACUGAGUGAUGAUUUUGACAGUCCAAUCAAAGGACCUUUGUGUAAAUCCGUUACUCCAACAAAAGAGUUUUUGAAAGAUGAAAUAAAACAAGAGGAAGAGACUUGUAAAAGGAUCUCCACAAUCACUAUUUUGGGUCAUGAAGGGAAACAACUGGUAAAUGGAGAAGUUAGUGAUGAAAAGGUAACUCCAAAUUUUAAAACAGAACAAAUGGAGACAAAGUUUUAUGAUACAAAGGAAGAUAGCUGUAGCCCCUCUAAAGACAGGAGCGUCAUCAUGGAGGGAAAUGGAGCAGAGUCCUUAAAUUCUGUCAUAACGAAUAUGAAAAUAGGUGAUCUUGAGAAGGAAGUGGUCCCUGGAGGGAAAGAUGCAGAUAAUUCAGUAUCCGUCUUAGAGACCCAGAAUCAAAAAGGACAGCUAGAGGAAACCGGUCCUCCAGAAAUGGAAAUCUCUCUUGAGACUUCUGAGAUGGCAAAGGAUCUCUCUUUGAAAACUGCUUUAUCUGCCACUGAAUCUUGCACCCUGAAGGUUGACGAGAAGUCUCCCAAAAGUAAAAAGGAUAAGCGCCCACCAGUCCUAGAAUGUCUUGAAAAGUUAGAGAAGUCCAAAAAAACUUUUCUUGAUAAGGACACACAAAGAUUGAGUCCAAUACCAGAGGAGGUUCCGAAGUAUACUCUAGAAUCAGUAAAGUCAGUGUCUCCUGAGGCAGCGGAAACUUCUGCACCGUCUAACAUGACUGACCACUGUGGGAAGUUAGCCUCAGAAAAAGAAGUGGUAGAAUGUCAGAGUACAAGUUCCAUUGAAGGUCAUUCCCUGGAAAAAACAGACCCAGAAAUUCUAAAAAAGGAUUCUGAAUCCACAAAGGUAGAAACGGAUAAUCUGGACAAUGCCCAGACCUCUGGCACAGAGGAUCCUUCUGAGACAAAGGGUUCUAUGCAAAAAAGCAAAUUUAAAUAUAAGUUGAUUCCUGAGGAAGAAACCACUGCCUCAGAAAACACAGAGAUAACCUCUGAAAGGCAGAAAGAGGGCAUCAAAUUAACAAUUAGGAUAUCCAGUCGGAAGAAGAAGCCAGAUUCUCCUCCCCAAAUUCUAGAACCAGAAACCAAGCAAGAGAAGACAGAAAAGGAAGAAGAGAAAACAAACGUAGGUCGUACCUUGAGGCGGUCUCCAAGAAUAUCUAGACCCACAGCAAAAGUGGCUGAGAUCAGAGAUCAGAAAGCUGAUAAAAAAAGAGGGGAAGGAGAAGAUGAAGUGGAAGAAGAGUCAGCAGCUUCGCAGAAAGCAGACAAAAAAGAAAAUUUGAAAAAAACAGAGAAGGAUACAAAUUCUAAAGUAAGCAAGGUAAAACCCAAAGGCAAAGUUCGAUGGACUGGUUCUCGAACACGUGGCAGGUGGAAAUAUUCUAGCAAUGAUGAAAGUGAAGGGUCGGACAGUGAAAAAUCAUCUGCAGCUUCAGAAGAAGAGGAAGAAAAAGAAAGCGAAGAAGCCAUCCUAGCAGAUGAUGAUGAACCGUGCAAAAAAUGUGGCCUUCCAAACCAUCCUGAACUAAUUCUUCUGUGUGACUCUUGUGACAGUGGAUACCACACUGCCUGCCUUCGCCCUCCUCUGAUGAUCAUCCCAGAUGGAGAAUGGUUCUGCCCACCUUGCCAACAUAAACUACUGUGUGAGAAAUUAGAAGAACAGUUGCAGGAUUUGGAUGUGGCCUUAAAGAAGAAGGAGCGUGCUGAACGCAGGAAAGAACGUUUGGUGUAUGUGGGUAUCAGUAUUGAGAACAUCAUUCCUCCACAAGAGCCAGAUUUUUCUGAAGAUCAUGAAGAAAAGAAAAAAGAUUCAAAAAAAUCCAAAGCAAACUUGCUUGAAAGGCGGUCAACAAGAACACGGAAAUGUAUAAGUUAUAGAUUUGAUGAAUUUGAUGAAGCAAUUGAUGAAGCCAUAGAAGAUGAUAUCAAAGAAGCUGAUGGAGGAGGAGCCGGCCGAGGAAAGGAUAUCUCCACCAUCACAGGUCACCGUGGGAAAGACAUCUCCACUAUUUUGGAUGAAGAAAGAAAAGAAAAUAAACGACCUCAGAGGGCAGCUGCUGCACGCCGGAAGAAACGCCGGCGACUAAAUGACCUGGACAGUGACAGUAACCUGGAUGAAGAAGAGAGUGAGGAUGAAUUCAAGAUCAGUGAUGGAUCUCAAGAUGAGUUUGUUGUAUCUGAUGAAAACCCAGAUGAGAGUGAAGAAGACCCACCGUCUAAUGAUGACAGCGACACUGAUUUCUGUAGCCGAAGACUGAGGCGACAUCCUUCCCGGCCAAUGAGGCAAAGCAGGCGUUUGCGGAGAAAGACCCCAAAGAAAAAGUACUCUGAUGAUGAUGAAGAGGAGGAGUCUGAAGAGAAUAGUAGAGACUCUGAAAGUGAUUUUAGCGAUGAUUUUAGUGAUGAUUUUGUAGAAACUCGGCGAAGGCGGUCAAGGAGGAAUCAGAAAAGACAAAUUAACUACAAAGAAGAUUCCGAAAGUGAUGGUUCCCAGAAGAGUUUACGACGUGGUAAAGAAAUCAGACGAGUUCACAAGCGCAGGCUUUCCAGCUCAGAGAGUGAAGAGAGCUAUAUGUCCAAGAACUCUGAAGAUGAUGAGCUAGCUAAAGAAUCAAAGCGGUCAGUUCGAAAGCGGGGUCGAAGCACAGAUGAAUAUUCAGAAGCAGAUGAGGAAGAAGGCAAACCAUCCCGAAAACGGCUACACCGGAUCGAGACAGAUGAGGAGGAGAGUUGUGACAACGCUCAUGGAGAUGCAGAUCAGCCUGCCCGUGACAACCAGCCCAGGGUCCUGCCCUCAGAACAAGAGAGCACCAAGAAGCCCUACCGGAUAGACAGUGAUGAGGAAGAGGACUUUGAAAAUGUAGGCAAAGUGGGGAGCCCUUUGGACUAUAGCUUAGUGGACUUGCCUUCCACCAAUGGACAGAGUCCUGGCAAAGCCAUUGAGAACUUGAUUGGCAAGCCAACUGAGAAGCCUCAGACCCCCAAGGACAACAGCACAGCCAGUGCAAGCCUGGCCCCCAAUGGGACAAGUGGUGGGCAGGAGGCAGGGGCACCAGAAGAGGAGGAAGAUGAGCUUUUAAGAGUGACUGACCUUGUUGAUUAUGUCUGUAAUAGUGAACAGUUAUAAGACUUCUUUUCCAUUUUUGUGCUAAUUUAUUCCACGGUAGCUCUCACACCAGCGGGCCAGUUAUUAAAAGCUGUUUUAUUUUUCCUAGAAAACUCCACUACAGAAUGACUUUUUAGAAGAAAAAUUUCAACAAACCCUGAAGUCUUUCUGUGAAGUGACCAGUUUUGAACUUUGAAGAUAAAUAAUUGCUGUAAAUUCCUUUUGAUUUUCUUUUUCCAAGUUCAUGGUCCUUGGUAAUUUCAUUCAUGGAAAAAAUCUUAUUAUAAUAACAACAAAGAUUUGUAUAUUUUUGACUUUAUAUUUCCUGAGCUCUCCUGACUUUGUGAAAAAGGGUGGAUAAGAAUGCAUUCCGAAUCUGUGAGGGCCCAAAACAGAAUUAGGGGUGGGAGAAGGCACUUGUGCUUUAGCUUUUUCAUAUUAAAUAUAUAUUAUAUUUAAACAUUCAUGGCAUAGAUGAUGAUUAACAGACUGUUUAAAAGUUCAAGUCUGUGUUGUUGCAGUUUGAGAACUGUAGAUAACAUCAUACAUACAUCAUUUAGUAACAGCAUCCAUGAUAUCAGCUUGUUUACUAUCAGAGAUAACCACACUUAAUAAAGAAGAGAUGGAGAAAGUACCAUCAUUAAAAACUCUAACCUGAGUUUCUGUUAUAGCGGAGUUCCUUGUUUAAAAAAAAAAUCAUCUGAAAAACAUUUGUACAGUAAGAUGUAUAAUGAAGCUUUGACAACCAGAUUGUGCUAGCAGCAAAUUUUUUUUAAACAGCUUUAUGCAGUGGUGAUGAGGUGGCCUCUAAUCUAAUAUACUAUCAAUGAAGAGUUAUUAGUGAUAUAAAUGUGGUCUUUCUUUAGGCCCAGGUGGACUGUAAACUUUGCAGAUAGUGUAACUCUGGUCUUCUGGCCACUUAAUAUUUAAAUAUCUGAAAUAGCCCAUUUUGAAAGAAAUACAUCUAUACAUAACAUACAUGAAGAGAUGCUAAGCUGACAGCGGUAUUUUAGCACAUUUGAAAUGGGGAAAGGAUUUUCAGGUGAAUUUUAACUGGUCUAUUCUUGCCCUUAGUAUCUACUUCAAAUUGAAGUCUACAAACAAAGCAGUUCCUUUGGGAGGUUUUUAGUUUGAGUUUUAGCAUGUAUGUGUGUGUAUAUGUGUGUGUGUAUGUGUGUGCAUUGGAAUUUCCUAUCUGCCUGGAUAUAUUAGCAGGGUUUGAAUGUAGUUUUGGCCUUUGGCCAUUAGACUUCUAUUAAAAUUCAUUAAUAGUCACAUGACCAACAGAGUUGAUUGAGAACCGCCAAUAUACUUAAUAGGCAUGACAUCCAUUUCAAACAUCUCAAUGCUUUAAUGAAAGAUGAGCCCUUUGUUUCAAGAAAAAAGGGGUUUAUAACUAAAUAUCUAACAUGUAAUUGACACUAAAAUAUGAACUUUGUCUUAUUACUGUUACAGCUGUAAAAUUUCAGGCAGAGCCAUAAAUAACAUUGUAUAAAGUGUAGCACUUGUGAUUAAACCUUGCCUGUCAAAUUCUGAAACCUUCAGCCAUUACUUCUGUGAAUACUUUUGCCCCGGGAUUUGGGUUUUUCUGUUCCAGUGUUGUGUCUGUUGCCGGCAACAGACACACAUAUCUGCUGCUGGCCCAAGGAACUUUGUUAAUUUUUCUUUCCAAAUUAAGCAUUAUAUGUGCUAGUCAGUGUAUAGUAAAGCACUUCUCUUUUUUAUUAUUAAAAAGCUGGCAUUAGACUUGCAUUAUAAAUACCUCUCUAGAAACUUUAUACUCCUUUUCCUUCCUCAACAGGUGUUGCCCUGAAGUCUUAUCUUUUGGCCUUGAAAGUUUAUAGCUGUUGUUUUUCAUUUGUUGGUUCUUUUGUUUGUUUUGUUUUGUUUCACUUUAGUUCUGUAGUACCUGCCCAUUAAUAUUUUUGCUUUGAUUCUAGCAAUGUAUAUGUAUCUGUAUAAAAAAUAAAAUAAUGAAAGCAGCCUAAAAAUAGGAUGCACCAAUA
Messenger RNA from Felis catus (domestic cat), 7366 nucleotides. RefSeq names its product remodeling and spacing factor 1 (gene RSF1). The transcript has 16 exons. Gene Ontology annotation, biological process: regulation of DNA-templated transcription. The record is from RefSeq and is a predicted model, not a curated record. Lineage: Eukaryota; Metazoa; Chordata; Mammalia; Carnivora; Felidae. Gene Ontology annotation, cellular component: RSF complex. Bases 1224 to 5381 code for a protein of 1385 amino acids.